Molecule: messenger RNA, 1343 nt
Organism: Cheilinus undulatus (humphead wrasse)
Lineage: Eukaryota; Metazoa; Chordata; Actinopteri; Labriformes; Labridae
Exons: 9
Coding region: 96-1343 (415 amino acids)
Cellular component (GO): plasma membrane
Molecular function (GO): GTPase activity; GTP binding; calcium channel regulator activity
Source: RefSeq, a predicted model, not a curated record
GAGAGAGGGAGAGAGAGAGAGAGAGGGAGAGAGAGGGGAGAGCUGACACACCGAGCGGACUUUGUAGUUGCAGAGAUCAUCGUGAGACAGGUGAGAUGAUGCUGCUCGGGCUGGGCUUCUCAAAUUUGCAGAUGCCGACAGAUGUGCCGACAGAAGACGACAGGCUCAGCACGGAGGAGAAAGAGAGCAAGUGUGACAGCAUGACUCUGUCCAGCACGCCGACCGUCCGCAGAGGCAGCACUCCUCUGCCCAUCAAACACCAGCUCAGACGCGAGGAGGCCGUCCAUGACGAUGCCGACUGGACUUCAGGAGCAGCCGGGCCGUCGGCGUCUCCCAUCAGAUUCAGCCCGGCGCUGGACGACACCAUGAGCAUGGCCGUGGAGGGUCGGACCGAAGGACCUCUCAGGAUCGCCCUGCUGGGGCAGAACGGCGUGGGGAAGUCGUCCCUGGCUCUCGCCCUCGCCGGGGACAUGGACCGGGCUGCGUCUGUGGAUUCUGAAGGGGAGGGUUACGUACGCACCGUCACCGUGGACGACGAGGAGAGCACCAUCAUUAUCUACGACAACUGGAGACAGGACUUGUCGGCUCUGCUGUGCGAGGUGUGCGUCCUCGUGUUUUCUGUCACUGACCGGAGGAGUUUCCAUCGCACCGCUCAGCUGAGACUCCUUCUGAGGGAGAAUCAGCCUCAGACUCCCAUCAUCCUCGUCGGGAAUAAGAGCGACCUCGUCCGCACACGUGAGGUCACCACACAAGGGUCUCUGACUCUGGGCAGUGGUGACAUACAGAAGACGAUGGACAUCAGCUUCCUGACGACACUGUCCUUAAAGAUAUGUUUCGCGACCCCUAUUGGGGUCCCGACCCCCAGGUUGAGAACCACUGUGGUAGGGGACGGGGAGCCAGUAGAGAUUCUGAAGGCCAGCGGUGAUGUGGUCAACACUGAAGAGGCUAGUAAUGGCAUUCUGAACAUGCCGAAGUUUUCUGACAGCUUUGGAGAAGUUGUAAAGGAUGCUACUGCAGUCAAGUCUGGAUUUGAGGAAGGCACUAGAGAAGGAGAGGAAUGGACAGUGGCUGAGAAUGAGGAUGACAAACUGUGCCUGAUCUGCUAUGAGGACAUGAGGAAGAGUGGAGGAGGAGCUCCAGAGCUGCGCUGCACUCAUCGCUUCCACAAAGAGGCGGCUCGCAGGCUGGAGCAGAGUCGGCCGUGCAGCAGCAGCAGCGACGCAGCAGCCUGUCAGGGGAGGAGGGCCUCGCACCUGAGGAGGAAAUCUGAAGACGGACCCAUCUCUGUAGAGAGGGAGCAGCACACGCCCCACCGUCAGCUCUCCCUGAGGAGACAUCGCUGA